Messenger RNA from Suillus paluster, 1155 nucleotides. RefSeq names its product Bromodomain-containing protein. Gene Ontology annotation, biological process: regulation of transcription by RNA polymerase II. Lineage: Eukaryota; Fungi; Basidiomycota; Agaricomycetes; Boletales; Suillaceae. Gene Ontology annotation, molecular function: protein binding; structural molecule activity. The annotation marks the transcript as partial. The transcript is spliced from 7 exons. The record is from RefSeq and is a predicted model, not a curated record. Gene Ontology annotation, cellular component: SAGA complex; SLIK (SAGA-like) complex.
CGCUGAGUCCGUUCAACGCCAGCCGGCGCGACCAGAGGAUGAAUAAUCUCCUCAGGACACUCACCGAGAGCCAGGUCAAGCCCUCGCCUGACCUUAGGCUCCUUUUGAGUGCCGUCAAGGACGCACGCCGCCAAAGCUACGAUGCCAAGGUAUCCGAGCCGUUUUAUGACUCCCUUGAGGGACUCCUUCAUGAUCUGCGUACAGUAACUAUGGACAAUCAUGACGCGGAGGCCUUCCUUAAGCCAGUUGCCAAGUCCGAUGUUCCCGACUACUUUGACGUGAUCGCAAACCCUAUGGACCUCCAAUCCAUGCUCAAGAAGGUCAAAUCAAAGCAGUACAAGUCCAAGCGCGAGUUUGCAGAUGAUUUAGAUCUGAUAUGGUCAAACUGUUUCACCUACAAUGCAACUGAGGACCACCCUCUCCGCCAUUGCGCAAUGCGCCUCAAGAAGAAAGCAGAUAGACUGCUACAGAACAUCACUGAUCGCAAGGAACGAAUCGACCCUCCUUUACCUCCGGCUCUAUCCCUGUCCUCACAUUCCGGUUCUCCCGUCCCAACGAGACCCACCGCGGUAGCAAGGCCCAAGAUUAAUGGCACGGCACACACACACAGACGAUCUCCGUCAUUUCCGGCAACACAAACUCUCAUCACCUCAAAGCAGCGUAUGGAUCUCCCCUUCGCCGAAUCGCCUGCGCUUGAGCGCACGCCUCACGGUAUGGCUGCAUUCCGCGCACUCGAAUCAGAAGCUGGCCCAUCAAGCAUCCCGAAUGGAUAUAGUUCAUCUGCGUCUACAAAUGAAUACGACAGUGACGCAGACGAAGCAUUGAUGUUAGUAGACAGUGAUUCGGGGGAGAAACGCAAGCUGAAUGGUUUAUCUUAUCGCCCUCGCAAACGCGUACGUCUCACCCCUACUCCCUUUGCGCCCAUUCCCACUGCAGACGACCCGACCUCGACCUGGUGGUCCUCUGUUCAGUCCGACCCACUUCUUGCCAAUGGACUUCCUGCCCUUCCCCAGCCCUUCGCUGCAUCGACACAUUAUUCGCCAUCCCAGCCCAUACCCUCAUCCUCAUCGCAAUUCGCAAGGCCUCGCAAGCGACGGAAACUCCGCACUCAGUCCAAUUCAAAAUACAAGGACAGAGAUACACCUGCACCGAAUA